AACGCAGAACUGGAUUUUGUUCCCAAGCUUCCUAUCUAUAAGUCCACUUUACAGCUCAGAUGUCGUGUCACGGAAUCGAGCCGAUAUACCUCACAACCAUACAUGAUUUUCACGGAACACCCGGCGGAUUUUCAGCCACUCCCGUUCUACUCUGUUGUGGACUUUUCCGACGGAUUCGUCGGUGGUGUAUAUCAAGUCGUCUGUUACUAUAUCAACUCCAAUCUGGUUCGUCUUUCGAAACAAAUGCAGUUCAGUUUCCACGAACAGCCAACAGCCGUUACCAUACAAGCCGUGACCGACAAGAGUGAAAAGGACUCGUAUGCUGUUCGAUUACAGUGCAAGCCCAACGGUUAUCCACCCGAGGUGCUGAACACCGAAUGGGCCGUCCUUACAGGACCGAAGUUUGCAUUUGUUCAAAAGGGAAAAGAAUUUGCAUUGACCAAAUUCGCCACGUACGGAUAUUAUCUUGUAUACUGCGAUGCUCUUGUUGCAUUCGGAGCAACUACGAAACACUUCAACACUACUCGGAGAUUUCUCUAUUCAGUCGAUGAAUUUGACGAUUUCAUUGUUUACGAUACUCAGUGUCUUGCUCGGAAAACUGGAUCACAGUUUCGAGCAAUAGUGCGCAACUUCGACACAAUUCAACAGAUCCUACAACAGACAAUCUUGCUUCGAAAAACCUCGAUUAGAGAAACCAACGGAAAAGUGGAACAAGUCAAAGCUCGAGCUGAUCGGUAUAGGAGGCGAAGAAUGGGUGCACAUGGUCGCCGCAGAAUGAAACAGAUUGCGGAAAAAUCAUCACAUGAAAAUAAAGUGGACUAA
Messenger RNA from Echinostoma caproni, 822 nucleotides. NCBI's taxonomy places the organism in Eukaryota, Metazoa, Platyhelminthes, Trematoda, Plagiorchiida, Echinostomatidae. The record is from the annotation of a GenBank genome assembly.